AUGGAAUCAUGCAAGACAACUGUCAUUGGCUAUGGCAGUAGCUACUGCCAUAAAAUAUUAGGUAGCCCAGCCCGCAAUGGGGUCUGGUUGGAAGCAGAGAGGUGGAAGGUGGUAUCCAUGUUUGAGGUGAUGCAUCAGUUCCUGGAAGGGCAGGAGUGCCUCCUGGGGAAACUGGAAGAACUGGAGCAGGAUGUCCGAAAGGGCCAGGAGGAGUUGGUGGCCUCGGUCUUUGCAGAGUUAGCCCAGCUCAAGACCCUGAUCUCCGAGCUGGAGGAGAAGAGUCAGCAGGAGGAAGCUGAGCUGCUGGAGGGCAUCACUGGCUCCCUGAACAGGUUCCAGGGGAGGAAAUUCCUGAAAUGGAAUACUAUUUCCCAGGAAAUGGAGAGAAGAAUGAGUGGUUUAUCUGGGAAGAUUACUUUCCUACAGAAGAAUGUCAAGAAAUUUCAAGGGAAACUACUGAGAGAACUGGAGUCCAACCCAGCUUGUCCAAGUAGUGACCUGCCCAAGAUUGUAAGGACAAGUGAACUGCAUUUCCUUCAGUCAAACAAUGCCUCCUGGUUUCCUGAAACCCACUUCCAUGUCUUCCUAGUACCCUGUAACCUGGCUUCCCUGCCCACCCUCCCAACCACUAGAGACACUCCAGGAGGGCUGCUGGCCACCAGACAGGGACACAGCCCACGACUGUACCUCCACGUUGAUGUCGGAGAAUCCCCGGAUGGAGCAUGCACCAAGACCAGGGCCCAGAACCCCUGCUAUGCCCACAUUUCUGAUUGCCAGUGGAGUUAA
Molecule: messenger RNA, 786 nt
Organism: Tachyglossus aculeatus (Australian echidna)
Lineage: Eukaryota; Metazoa; Chordata; Mammalia; Monotremata; Tachyglossidae
Gene: TRIM26
Product: tripartite motif containing 26
Exons: 7
Coding region: 1-786 (261 amino acids)
Source: RefSeq, a predicted model, not a curated record